GUCUCAAGCACCCGAAUUCCAAGGCGAAAUGUCCGAGCCGAUCAUUUUCUACGACCUUCCCAGCAUAGAGAAUAUAGGAACGUGGUCGCCCUUCACCUUGAGGACGAGGUAUUCGUUGAACAUCAAAGGCAUUCCCUACAAGACAGUCUGGGUCGAGUACCCAGACAUCGCUCCUCUUUCAAAGCAGAUCGGCGCCGCCCCCACCGGCACAGGCGCCGACGGUGCUCCUCUGUAUACGCUUCCGAUGAUCUACGACCCCAAUACGAAGACAGCCGUCUCCGACUCCGGGAAGAUCGCACGUUACCUGGACAAGACGUACCCAGACACCCACAAGCUCAUUCCUGCGGAGUUGGACGUCUUCACUGCUGCUUUUGAAGACGCGUUCUGGGGAGCUUUUCACCGCCCCGACCUCGUCCCAGUCAUGAACCUCGCCGUGUUCGACAUUCUUCCGCCUCGCAGCCAGUCUUACUUCCGCCGGGCGCGCGAGGCGACAUUUGGUACCACAAUGGAGGAUCUUGCCCCUCUGGGAUCAGAGAAACGCGCAAAUCACUGGGCCAAAGUGCGAAACGAUGCGAGCAAAGUCGCCGCAUGGUACGAGGCCGAUGGGAACAAGGACAAGACCUUCGUCUUGGGGGAUAAUGCCGGCGUAACGUAUGCCGACGUUAUCGUGACCGCCUUCUUUGGCUGCUUCAGGAAGGGCCUUGGGGAGGACAGCCAAGAGUGGAAAGAUAUAGCUGCAUGGGAUGGCGGUCGCUGGAAGAGGCUCUUGGCUGCAUUCGAGAAGUACGGAGCAGUCGACGCUGGCGAGGAACUCAAGCUGCAGCUAUGAGUGUCCGGUCAAUGGCUGCCCCAACUGGACACGUCUACUCAGCCUGCCAAGCAGCGCUGGAUCCGUCAGGUCGGCGGCGAGGUACUGCGACUUACGCUUCUACCUUACUUCUGUAGACAUUAUGUUGUGAUGUACAAAUGAUAUAUUAGAGAUCGCG
Dichomitus squalens LYAD-421 SS1 is the source of this 986-nucleotide messenger RNA. RefSeq lists its product as uncharacterized. The transcript has 2 exons. NCBI's taxonomy places the organism in Eukaryota, Fungi, Basidiomycota, Agaricomycetes, Polyporales, Polyporaceae. The coding region runs from base 29 to 829 and encodes 266 amino acids. The record is from RefSeq and is a predicted model, not a curated record.